GUAUGAAGAUAUAUGUAAUUAUAUGAGAUAUCCUUGCCACAAACAAAUCAUGAUAAUAAUUAAAUAAACACUUUCUUUCUUUAACAUUGGCAAAUACUAGUAAAGGGCAAAAGUGGAUAUUAAAAGGAAAAUUUUACAGUUAUUAUUUGGUAAAGGUAACUCCAAGUUUACACAAGUAAAUUAUGCCGCCGCCGAAAUUGACCGAAUCCGCGUUAAUUGUCGUUAUUACUCCCUAUUUAUGGACAUUUUCACUGUUCGCAGUUGUGAUGCCACCAUUUAUGAUAUUGCGUAGAACACCAUCCCAUCGGCUUGAGUUUUGUAUUAUUUUCGCUGUAUAUAUACUGUUUCAAUUGAGUAUAAGCGUCUGGGCCGAAUAUUUAAAUAGUGCGAAGAUCAGUAAUUUUGUGCACAGGAACUCUAUGGAUAGUGUGACUUAUGUUUUAAGUCUUGGUAUCAAUAUCGUACAACUCAUAGUGCAAACAGUUAUCUAUACUCAAGCAUUAACCGGAUACCAACUACUUCAGAGCCUACUUGAUAGCGUGAUGCAGCUAGAAUCGGAUGUAAGACUGCAUUGUUCAGCUGUGUUUACGUUCUGCUCUAUGCGCUGGCGAUUUCAUAAGCGUAUAGACGCUUGGUUAAUGAUAGUUUGUGUUUUUCUGCCGCAACUGACUUAUACCCUCGGCACGACUACACUAACAACACUUUCUAAAUGCAUAAUUGUGUUUUGCUCCAUAUUGAUUCAAAUGAAAGGAGUUGAAUAUUGUGUAUGGGCGCAAAUAAUACAGGAGCUGUUACACCUGGUGCAGCAACAGCUGAUACAUUUGAAACGAGAACUGGUGCGCUGUAAGAGAAUGGAGCUGCGUUGUAGUUUGUUCGCUGAAUUACAAGCCAAUCAAAAAUUGCUGGCUCGUGUCUGGGACCUACUCAAUCGAAUGGAGCGCUUUUUUUGCAUUCCAAUAUGUAUGCUAUUCUUUUAUAAUGGAUUUUUAAUGAUACAAACCAUACAUUGGGGCUAUAUUAAUUUUGAACUUGAUGAUUUCAAGCUUCGCUUAUAUCGCAUUUGCUACAUUGCCAUGUUGGUUUUUUCCUUGUUUAUACCCUGCUACCGGAGUCAGUGCUGCAUUGAUGAGUACAAUCGAUUCGGUACAAUAUUACAUAAAUUGAAAACUGUUGGGAUCGAUGAACAACUGAAUAUGCGUGUACAGGAGUAUUCGCUUCAACUGAUGCAUCAAAAGAUGCUCUUCACUUGCGGUGGUCUCUUUGAUAUAAACUUGCAGAAUUUUGGAGCGACUAUCUUGACGAUUGCCACUUACAUUGUUAUACUAAUUCAAUUCAAAUUACAAGCUGAAACGGGAAGGAAAUCGAGACUUGAAGCGCAUAUUGAAUAAAGAAAAAAAAAAUUAAAUGUAAUUUCCUUAUUAUUAUUUAUAUAAUAAAUAUAUGAUAUAAUAUUAGC
Molecule: messenger RNA, 1456 nt
Organism: Bactrocera oleae (olive fruit fly)
Lineage: Eukaryota; Metazoa; Arthropoda; Insecta; Diptera; Tephritidae
Product: putative gustatory receptor 98b
Biological process (GO): sensory perception of taste; chemosensory behavior; male courtship behavior
Cellular component (GO): dendrite; neuronal cell body; membrane
Molecular function (GO): sweet taste receptor activity
Source: RefSeq, a predicted model, not a curated record